Dicentrarchus labrax (European seabass) is the source of this 5576-nucleotide messenger RNA. It is a transcript of the gene tp53inp2b, whose product is annotated as tumor protein p53-inducible nuclear protein 2. Bases 1245 to 2075 code for a protein of 276 amino acids. NCBI's taxonomy places the organism in Eukaryota, Metazoa, Chordata, Actinopteri, Moronidae. The transcript is spliced from 4 exons. The record is from RefSeq and is a predicted model, not a curated record. Gene Ontology annotation, biological process: autophagosome assembly; positive regulation of DNA-templated transcription. Gene Ontology annotation, cellular component: nucleus; autophagosome.
UACGUUCUACAUUCUGAUCCGAGGAUCAGCUGGAGGCAGCAAUAAACAGAAAGAAAAUCUGCAGCGGAAAAAAUAGAGGAGGAAGAAAAAAAAAUAGCUGCAGAUGUUAUGAUCUGAAAACAUCAGUGUAACAUUUUUACACAAAGCCCUUCUUCUAAGAAGAAAGCCUUUUAUUUUUGUAUAAUGGUGUUUUAACUACCUCACUUAAAGACUAUCUAAAGCUAUGCUUUAAAUAAUUGUUGUCGUUUCUACUGUGUGUGAGAUCUCGUUUACAACUUGAAUAAUACUGCAAAGGCAGGCCUUUGCUCCAACCAAGUGAAACCUUACAUUUGCACUACAGAAGCCUGUCUACUCUGAGAUCCAGCAAAGGGCUUCAAUUGAAAAAAAGAGACUAAAUAAAUUAGAAUCGCAUAAAAAAACAGCAACAAGUGAUACGUAAACACAAAUAAGAAAAUUCAAAAAGGCAGCUACAGCUUUUUCUUUGUGGACAACAAAAAGCACCUGAGUCAUCAAUACUUGAUAAUACAGCAGUCAUGUUUCAGCGUCUGAGCAACCUGUUGUUUGGGGAGGUGGAAGAGGUGGCCGCUGAGCUGAAGGGACCCAACCCCUGUGUGACGGAGGCCGAUGAGGAAGGAUGGAUGCUUGUCAACCUGCCUGGUUUGAAGUGUAGAAGUGAUGAUGGGAAUGAUGAGGAUGAUGGGGCGAGGUGAAGAAUCAGUUAGGGCGUGGCGCAAAUACACUGAUGCUCACCCAUGUGGCUGCCACACCAACAGUGUUGUCUGUCAGACGAUGGAAACACAUUAUUCUCUGUGAACAUACAUCUCCUUCCUCUUUGUUUAUGAUCUCAAUCAUGACAAAGGCAAUUAUUGAGUAUGGAAAUUUGCUUUGGUGCCUGUUCAGAAGCCAACCAAACAUCAAAAGCAACAUAAAAGUACCUCUCAGCAGAGUCAAGACAAACAUUAUGUCACUGACAUAAUCAAAACCUCAGAGGGUCAACACAACUAAUGAUGUGACUCUUUUAUGUUUUGUGUUUCCUUACCCCUUCUUCUUCCCCUCCUCCAAUUUUUUUAAACACCCUUACAUUCCCCACACUGGUAUGUGUGCGCGUGCGUAUGUGAUCCCUUUAAAACUGCCCCUUCACCCCGCAUGGCUUUUUGAAAAUCUACCACAUUUACUUCAUUUUUGACCUCCCACCUUAAACAUCUGUCUUUAUUGGCCGUCCCAUUCCCGAUCUCAUCGCUGGCAUGCGCUCAGAUGAAUCUGAUUGCAUGAUGCAGGCGGGGGAUGCACAAUCAUUUCCAAACAGUAACCAAUCAAAUCAUCAAGACACACAUACAAGGACUGAAUGUCCGACCCCCAUUCCCCACGCACCUCACAAGCGCCGUAGGACACAUAAAGGUCGGGCACGAGGUGCUGUAGCAUCAUCAGACCCCCUGUCUUGUCCAAGCGCUAGCCCGUCAGACUUGGGUGCCACUACACCCGUGACCCUGCCGAGACGGGCCAGACUGUCUACGCCCUCCUCCACCCCGUCAAUGUCCCCUGGCUCUGGAAGUGAGUGUGGGGGCAGUGGGGGUAGCAGUAGGGCAGGCGCAGAGAGAGGCUGCAUGGAUGAGAGCUGGUUUGUCACCCCUCCCCCCUGUUUCACUGCAGAGGGAGCCACAGCGGAGGCCAGCCCGAUGGAGGACCUGCUCAUCGAGCACCCUAGCAUGUCGGUGUACGUCUCCUCGAACAACUUCUCCAUGGUCUCCAACAGCAACCUGUCUGUAGUGGGAGAGGAAAGCAUUGUGAGCUUGGCAAGCAGCGUGAGCAGAGUGGCUGAACCAGCUGCUGUCCCCGCCACCCGCAGCACUAUGCCCACCAGGGUGACCCGUGGAGCAGCUGCCCAGGCUGGAGCUCUGGCCAAGGUCACCCAAGUGGCCAGGGUCCAGCGUAGCAAAGCCCGCAUCGAGCGGCGCCAUCUGGGCCGCAACCGCAUCCAACGCCAAAACCUCACCAGGGAGCAGGUCCCCCGCCACGCAGCCCACGCCAGAAACACCUUCCUUCACCAGCCUAGCAAGCGUAACAUCUGCCACUAAUCUCCCCAGCAACCAGGGGGCAUCGUUUACUCUGAGGGCAUUAGUAGUGCAUAGUCAACUCCAAGACACACAUGAUUAAAUGUAUUCACCCAGAGCACAUUUGCUAUCAUUUCUGCACAUCAUAUCACAUUACACUCAAAUACCAGUAGACUAGUAGCUUUUUUGUUUUGGUUUAGUUACAAACUGACUCCACCUGGUAGUUUUAUGCCCCAUUCUGCUCUUAUGAACCCAGCCCUCUGAGUACAUCUGUCUAGACAUUUAUUAUAAUUAUUGUCCAUUGCAGUAUCCAAACUACAAAAAAAAAUUCAAAAUAUUUAUACAGGUUAUACUUAGUAUUAUUAAUGUCUGAAAAACAACAAAAAGUUUAGCUCUGAUUUUCUUCUCCUAUCUUAGUAAAAUAUUCUCCUUCUUUCACCCUUUCUCAAGGCAUGUUAUUUUUGAAAACAAUGAAAUCUCUAAAAUACUUUGUAUGUUCAAUUUGGAGAUUAUCUGAAAUUUAAACAACCAAGUGUACUUUAAGAUUCUUUUGGUGGAACAAUGCAAGGCAGAGACAAGUUAAGCCCCAGUAUCUUUGCAGAGAAAACAACUCAUCAUGUCUUCGAAGCUUUAUAUUACAGGUGAUUAUAUUUUUAGAAAAAAGGUGGAAGGAUAUACCGUGUGACAAGUGUGAGGGGAAAAUCACCAGACAUUUGUUUCUCUCCUGUUUGGUCUUUCAACAUGCAAAGUAACAGACAAGAGCGAGGAAACAUGGCGCAACCUGUUUCAUCAUAGGUAACAAAUGUUGUGAUAUUUCUCUCUUCUCACUUUGUGAAGGAUAAGAGCAAGUAGAAGAUGGUGAGAGUAUGAGCAAAACAGACUAAAGAGUAAAAAUAAAUUUUUAUGAUGAAUUAGAACUAGAUAGCAAUAAAAGAAAUGUGGUUUACAUAAAGUGGCCAUAAGGAAGUGUUAUGUAACCCUCUGAGCAGCCCUAGUUUUGCAUAUUUCAUCUGUGUUGCUCUGGAUAAUGAAUAAGGUAUUUUGUUUUUGUGGACAUGGACAUUGGUCUAUAUAAUAAAUAUAUAGAAGAACUAUUGCUAAGGAGUAUAACUGGAGAUGAGGUGAAACGAUACAGGGCUUGCCUUUGGGUUACAGGGUAUGGCAGGUUAUAGUAAGUGCAAAGCGGUAUUGAUGGCAACUCUUUAUUUUGUUUUGUUAGAUUGUUUUUCCGCCCAUUUUCUCUCGUAAAUUGUAAUAUUAUUUUACAGUCUCGCUCUCUGCAUGCUUCCACCAAAGACAGAAAAGAAAGUUUGUUACUUGUCAGACAAAGAGAAAGUACACGUUUGGCUAAUAAAGACAUAAAAAAAAAAAAAAAAAAAUCACUCCCUGUAGAUCAAUACACAGCAUAAUGAUCAUUAAAUGUGUGGUCUGUAAACUAAAGUAAUGUGCCCGGCACACAUCAUCCAUUUUCAUCCACGGUGUGUGCUGUGAUCUUACGUUAUCCAUGUGAACACCAAAAAGAAAGUAAGAUCUAUUAACAUAUAAGCUCCUUCCAUUGUCACUGACUGCCCAGGAGGCAACUGGAGAAAGGGGGAAGAAACGUCUCCUUAAAUCUCCUUAAUCUUUUCUUGCAACACAUUCAGAGCUAUCAUCUUGCUUAUGGAUGUGCAACCCAUUGCGCUCUAACAUCGUCCCUGUCUCGUUAGCACAUCCAGCAUUAGCAGUGUCCACUUAAAGAUCUAGCUUACUGAUAUGUAUUCAACAACAAUAGUAAACAAUGGUGCUGAAGUGUAUACUAAUGUUUGUAAAUUAUUUGAGACAUGGAUGUAAGUUUGCACUGUCAUACAUUUUGUGAAAGUUUUAGCGGUGUGCUGUGUGCUUGUUUUAAUUUUGUGAUCUUUUUUUUCUUUUGUUUUUUGUUUUGAUUCAAAUUGUGUGUGAGAAGAUGUACUGACACGUAUAAUGCUAGAAACUCUUUAAAAAGACAUGGAUAAUGGUCAUUUAUUUGUCUUGUAAAUAUUACAAAACAAUUGAUACGCUCCGUUAGAUGUCAAAGCCUCUCAGGACUUGAGUCCACAAUGUUGUGUCCAAUGGGACUAAUGAGAAUCCUCUCUCUGCCUCACCUCUGUGCUCAUUAUCAAAUCAAGAGGGCAUUUCAGUGGCCAAAAGUGGUGUUUUUGCCCCAGCUUCAGUCUCAUCUCUUUGAGAUAAAAACUCAGAGUUGAUGUGCCAUAGGCAAACACUGCCCUCCAGAGGGUCCACAUAGCACAGCACUGGCUGUAUGGAUGCUGGUGAAGAUACAGUACAAUGACAUGGUUUUAUUACAGUCUGUACUGGUGUGUUCAAAGGUCAGAUUGAGAGUCUGGGGAUUCAUUUCUGAUUGUUUGGUAAAUGGAAAUGUCUCUUUAAGAUCAUCUAGAUGAAAGAGAUACUAUUUUCCCUUGAAUCACCUACCACUCAUUUUUUCAUUUCUGCCAGUAAUCCUAUAAAUUACUCUGUUUUAUUAGAAAUCUGUUAAUAUCUGUUAAUUUAUGAUAUAAUUAUGAAUAUUAUCUUUUUUUCUGUUUAAAGAUUACUAUUAUGUAUCCUGUUGAUUCCUCUGAAUGGUGCAGGAGAUGGAUCUGAGGUGAUGAGGCUAACAUGUGCACACACACACACAUAUUAUGAUCUCUCAAUGUAAGCUUCCCACUUACGGACUUACUAUUCAAACUGAUUGUGUUUCCGAUGUGGAAUUUUGUUUACCUGUUGUAAAAUAGUACAUACCGACUGAAAACAGGGUAAUAAUGAGAGAUCACAUGUAUGAAGUGUGUGUGCAUGCAAAAUGUAAAGAUCACCACAGAUACCAUCUACCUCUGCAAACCUGUCCUGUUUUCCUUAUUUUUAUUUCUUCCUUUCUCACCAGUGUCAUGUUCUCGGUAUGUUGUGUGUGAUUAUUGAAAGGUGUGGUUUAAGACUUAAAGUCAUCCAACAAUGGGGAGAGGGAGUGGCCACCAGGUGUGUCGAGCCUAUACGAUGUGGACAGGGAAAGGAUGAGGCAGGAGACAGAUAGUUUAUAUAUAUAUUUAAAAAAAAUAAAAUUAAAUGUAUCAUAAAAAUACAAUAGAAUAUGCUUGUAUUUUCCCAUAUAGUUAUUAGAACAGUUGUUCACUAGGAUGUUUUAAAUGAAAGGCGCUGAAUGUCUGGGGAGUUUCAUAUGUUUUAUGUUGUGCCCUGAAAUGAUGGCAGCUUAAAAACACUUGGGGUUUUGCCCAUGUUACAUCUCAAUUAGUACACCCCUCCCCCCAUAAAAAAGAAAUAUAUAGACAUAUAAAAUUUGGUGUAUCUGAUAUCUACAGUAUGGUGAUUGUGCCUUUCACUAUUUCUGCAUGGUUUUUGUGAUGUUCUGAUUUUUCCAUCCCCAAAGUGGACGGUUGUCCACCGACAGGCAAGACCUAUGCAAAAAUCAACCGAUGGGUUUUCCAGCAUCAAUUCAGAAAAACACAGGUACCCGCCAAAAAAACCAACAACAAUAAAUACUCAGGUUAA